AUGUAUGGAUCAGGAACAUGGGCUAUAAGAAGAAAAGAGGAAGUAAAGCUUGAGAGAACAGAGAUAAGAAUGCUGAGGUGGAUCAUGGGAAUAUUGCUGUUUGAGAGAUUGGAAAAUGGGGAAAUAAGAGGAAGAGCAGGCUUAGUAAAGAUAACAGAGGUCCUAGGAGAGUCACAAAUGAGAUGGUAUGGGCAUGUGUUGAGGAUGGAUGACGAGGAGAAAGUGAAGAGGGCAAUGGAAGAACCUGUUAGAGGAAGAAGACCGAGAGGUAGACAGAGAAUUAGAUGGCGAGAUAAAGUGAAGGAAGAUAUAAAGAGAAGAGGUUUGGUGGAGGAUGAUGCCUUUGAUAGAAGGAAGUGA
Molecule: messenger RNA, 360 nt
Organism: Macrobrachium nipponense
Lineage: Eukaryota; Metazoa; Arthropoda; Malacostraca; Decapoda; Palaemonidae
Exons: 1
Coding region: 1-360 (119 amino acids)
Source: RefSeq, a predicted model, not a curated record